AUGAAAUUCCUACAGUGGUUGGGAUCUUUAGUGCAUUUGGUCUUGUCUUCUCUGUCUCCCUUUUUGCUUGGAUCUGCUGCCAACGUAAAUCUUCCAAAUCCAAUAAGACCCCUCCAUAUAAGUUUGUCCAUGUUCUGAAGGGGGUUGAUAUUUACCCUGAGAAUCUCAACAGUAAGAAGAAGUUUGGAGCAGAUGAUAAAAGUGAAGCAAAGAACAAAUCAGCGAUGCCAAAGAAUUCUCUCCAUCUUGACCUGGAGAAGAGAGAUCUAAAUGGCAACUUCCCCAAAACAACCCCUAAAAUCCAGAGCUCUCCAGAUCUUGAAAAUUUGUCUCCUAAGCACUUUGCAGAAAGGAAGAAAGAUUCAGUAUCCCCUGAUAGUUUAAAAUCCAUCACUUCCCUGUCAUCUGAAGAUAAACAGGACAAGCUAGGAACUCUCUUUUUCUCCUUAGAAUACAACUUUGAGAAAAAAGCAUUUGUAGUGAACAUCAAAGAAGCACGUGGACUGCCAGCAAUGGAUGAACAGUCAAUGACUUCUGAUCCCUACAUCAAAAUGACAAUCCUGCCUGAGAAAAAGCACAAGGUGAAAACCAGAGUGCUGAGGAAAACCUUAGAUCCAGCUUUCGAUGAGACCUUCACGUUUUAUGGGAUCCCCUAUAGCCAAAUUCAAGACUUAACACUUCACUUUAUGAUCUUGAGCUUUGACAGGUUUUCCAGAGAUGAUGUCAUUGGAGAAGUCCUCAUUCCCCUCACAGGAAUUGAACUGUCAGAAGGAAGGCUGCUAAUGGACAGAGAGAUCAUCAAAAGAAAUGUUAGG
Messenger RNA from Nipponia nippon (crested ibis), 815 nucleotides. The record is from RefSeq and is a predicted model, not a curated record. NCBI's taxonomy places the organism in Eukaryota, Metazoa, Chordata, Aves, Pelecaniformes, Threskiornithidae.